AGAUGCGGAUCCUGUUAGCGGCGGCUAUGGCGGCGGUGGCGGCGCACGAGGGAAGCGCGUUCAUGCUGUCUCCUUCAUCCUCGUCCUUCAUCAAGGCGCAAGGAUCGGUGUCAAGCUUCGCCGGGAGAUUCACUGGAGUGACAGCAAGGAAAGCUACGCUGAGAAACAGCCAUGCCUGCUCGGUCAAGGCGUCUCUCCAGGGUCAGGACGUCAUGAACAGGUUCGAUGCCAUCGGCAACUCCGCAAUCCAGAAGUUGAUGGACGCUCUGCCGCUGCGAGAGAGUAACCACGUGGAGGGGCUGGGUGCAAGCAGCUGGAUGGAGGGUGGCUUCUCAGGCUCUGUUCAGGGCUGGACCGCAGAACCGAAAGUUGGAUGGAUCUCCAAGUCGAGCAUGAAAAGCAGCGACUUCUCCACUGGCUCCUCCAGCCUCGUCGUCCUCAUGGGGCCAUCCUAUGACACUCCCCACCUGUGGGUGGACCUAACCUUCACACCGCAAGAGAUCCUCGUCAACCUCGACUUUCCUGCAAGGGUCGACCUGGCGGCAAACAAGGACUACAUCGCGGAGUACUACAAGAGCGCGUCAGGGUGGUAUGACUCUCUGAUGAACGAUGCUGCCACAACGGCGCUCGCCGGAGGGAAGGGGCUGAACGAGCGAAUCCUUGCUUCGCCAAUGUCUCUGUCUCUCUCCAUGGCGAAGGAUCAGCAGUCUCUGGAUUUGAUCGAGAGGGCUGUGGACGAGCAGGUUUCCACUUGGUGCUCAUGGAUCCAGGGAGCCCGUGAGGUCAACAGGAUGCAGUUCCAAAAGUUCCAGUCCGUCUUCCCCAAGGAUCGCGCCCAGCAGCUUGCAGCCGCUAUGGUCGGGCCAGGCGACGAGCAGUACGUGGGCAGUGCCGGAGACAACUCUGAGUAA
Molecule: messenger RNA, 911 nt
Organism: Guillardia theta CCMP2712
Lineage: Eukaryota; Cryptophyceae; Pyrenomonadales; Geminigeraceae
Exons: 11
Molecular function (GO): red chlorophyll catabolite reductase activity
Source: RefSeq, a predicted model, not a curated record